Molecule: messenger RNA, 1860 nt
Organism: Priceomyces carsonii
Lineage: Eukaryota; Fungi; Ascomycota; Pichiomycetes; Serinales; Debaryomycetaceae
Exons: 1
Coding region: 1-1860 (619 amino acids)
Source: RefSeq, a predicted model, not a curated record
AUGUCCCCAAUUCAGUUAUCCGAUAAGGAUCUCUUAUUAGCAAAUGAUUUGGAAAAUAAUGGUGAAGUUGUCUUCCCUUUGGCUCCAAAAAAGUCUCCUUUACGUAAAGUGAUGAACUUUGCUUCAAUUUUCAUGGCUUCUGUUAUGGGAUUGAUGCUUUUGAGCAACCAAGUUUCAAAUGAAUUGACACUCCCAGUAGCUGGGAUAUUUGGAUUCUUAGCUCCAAAGGAACCUGCUUUAGCGGUUGUGAACAUAUUUGAAAUUGAGACACCAUUAAACGCAGUCACUGUGGCUUCUAGCCAAGUGGUUUUCAACGAUACAUUGGUCGAUGGGUUGAGUGGAAAAUUCAAAACUUCUGAGGACUUGAAUUAUACUGGUGCAUUUUUAACCUUAAAUCUCACAAACAAUUUGUUAGAGAAUACCACGACACCAUUGGUGUUUGAGAUUACCGCCGAUGAAUACCCAAUCUGGCGCUCUUCUGCUCCAUUUGGAAAAGAUAAUACUGUUACAGUUUCUUCGACGACAAAAAAUGUUUCGGAAUACUUGUCUUUAUUCGAGUCCAAGAGAUCAUUUGCCGUCUCUAUUUUGGAAGGCGAUGCCACCGGAAUUGAUAUUAUCUUAGAGGUUUCCUUAACCAACGAUACAAUUCCUGCUAAUGACAAGCCUUUUAAUCCAAGUGAUAUUUUCAUUGCCGAAGGACCUGCUUCUUCUGUUUUUGCAUUAUCUAAAGCUGGAAAGCCAUACAAUUUACCAAAUACAGACAAAUUCUCAAUUUCUUUACCUCAGUUAUCCACCAACUCAACUGCCGCAAAAAUAGAGUUUUUCGCUUCUGCUUCUAACGAAGAAAAGGAUUAUUUCAAAACUGAAACUGCUCCUUUACGUUAUUUGAAUGUUUUUGUUAAUGAUGUUUAUGUUGGAUCAGUGAACCCUAAGCCUGUUUUGUACCACCCAGAAGGGUUAUCAGAAGAUGCUCAUAAGAAUUUUGACCCUUUGGUUGACUAUGGUACCUUUACUGGGUUGACCUACGAAAUCAAUUUACUUUCCGUUUUACCAUUGUUAUGGGAGGGGGAUGCGACCGUCGAUGUUUACGUGGUAUCACCAACUAUUGAUUUCACUCCAGGUAUUCCUGCCCUUCCAAAACCAAUCACCAAGGGCGCUAAUGAAAUCACUGCUGACAGCUGGUUUAUCUCUGGUAAUUUGUUGGCUUGGGAAUCUCAAAAUGUUACUACUAGCUCAGGUGUUGUUGUUGACUCUGCUGCAAUCGAAAUCACAACUGGUGUUUUAACGAGCCCGCCACCUGUCAGUCCAUGGACGCCAAAGAUAAAGAAUGAAUUUGUUAAGGAUUUGAUUGUUUCAAAUGUAUCGUCUAUUGUUAACUUCGAGUUCAGUGAUAACACUACCGUUACUUAUAACAUCACUGCCAAUUCUAGCAUAAAUUCUAUCUUGACUAAGCAGGAAAAAUCUAAGCAGACUAAGGUUGGUCCACCAUUCGGAGCUGGGCCAGUAACUACCACGGAUUCUCUCAGUCUAGUUCUUAUCAACAACAACAAAUUAAGCUUUGACAUUGUUGACAACUCAACUGCUUUGUCAAUUUUAUCUUACAAAUCCGAAUCAUCUUUCCCUGUCACCUUAGAUAUUACCACUAAAUCUUCUCCAGUGGAAGGAAAUUCAACUGAUCUCAGGUGUGAUAUUAAGUCAAAGUCAUCCGAUUCAAUUAAUGGCACAAUUGUAAAUGAUUUCGAAGUUAAGGAACAUUUAUCCAGUAGUGUUAUAAUCGGACUCUUGACUGAUGUUAAAUAUACUGAUAACGACUUCAAAAGGGAGGUCCAAGUUGUAAAUGGUGUUGAAACUGAGAAAUAA